ACAGCUGUUGUCGAAUUAACGUCAAAAGUUCCUUAUUUUUUUCCCAUUUUAUCUAGCCCUUUUAACAACCUUAACCUAAUCAUCCCAACCUGCUACGUUUAUGCUCCUAACAUGCUGCGUAAGUUCUAACCUACGAAAAGUGAAAUCUGACAAAAACUGUAUCCCGUCUAGUCAUAACCCUGAAAAUGCCCACAUUGGUGAAAUUGAAGGAGAAACUUAACGACUUCGACACUAGCUAGCUAGGUGCCGCGUGCGAUGAUCAGACAAAUGUGCCUGCGCUGUAGAUGGUAACGUUUGGUCAGGGAGGCACUGCAUAGCCAGCUGUGACUGUAUUGCUAUAACUAGCUAAUGCAGCUUCAAAUAAUCAAUGCACUUUCAUUUGCUCGCAGUAGCAUUGCUUUCCCUCGCAGAUUAACAAAACAGAUUGCCUAUCCCUCCCAUCUGGUUGACUACAGCUCACCUGUCAAAGUAAUGUCAACUGCGUCUGUGGAGCCAGUACGAUCUAUUGGCAAAUCUAAGCCUGCAGAAGGCGUCUGGAGCCUGCAUCAUAUGAAGGGGGACCUGUUCUCCUGUCCUGAAGAUGAGGCCCUGGCGCACUGUAUCAGCAAGGACUGCCACAUGGGGGCUGGAAUCGCAGUUAUGUUCAAGAAGAAGUUUGGUGGAGUUGCUGCGCUAAAGGAACAGAAGAAGGUGCCAGGGCAAUGCGCUGUACUGAAAGGACACAAACGUUUUGUGUACUACCUGAUAACAAAGGAAAAGUACAGCAACAAGCCAACCUAUGACAGCCUGAGGCAGAGCCUUGAGGACAUGAAGUUUCAUUGCUUGAAAAACGGAGUAACGGCUAUAUCAAUGCCUCGCAUUGGCUGUGGCCUUGAUCGACUGAGCUGGGACAAAGUGGCAAAGAUGCUUGAGAAGAUAUUCCAGCCCACCGGUAUCCAUAUCACUGUGUACACCCUCCCUGUAAAAACAACGGGGAAACCAAGUCCACGGGGAAACUAAGUUUCCAUUGAUGUUUUCUGUAAGACAAAAUGAAGUUAAACUCACAGACCAUAUAUCAGCAUACUGGUAUGCACCUGUAUAAAGUCUGCCGAAGGUUGUACUUUUGAAAGGGAAUAAAGGACACUUUUCCUUAAAAUAAUACCCCCUCCUCAUCUCUACUUUACCCCUGUGUUUAAUUGUUCUAUGAAAUUACAUGUUCAUAUUUUGCACUUCAAUUACUGUCCUAUACAGUAGCGAAAUCAUAUUCAUAGGAAUGCUCUCCACCAGAAGGGGGCACUAAUUAUUUUCUCCACAUCACUUGAGUGACGUGUUCUGUGCUGCUGUUUGUCAUAUGCUGAUUUUAAAUACCCUGUAAUGCACAAGUUUUUUACAUGAGCAUGAAUAAUAAAAAGUAAAUGGUGAUUUUAAUUUCACAAGAUAAUAAAAUGAAAUCUGUUUUACACCUUU
Molecule: messenger RNA, 1446 nt
Organism: Coregonus clupeaformis (lake whitefish)
Lineage: Eukaryota; Metazoa; Chordata; Actinopteri; Salmoniformes; Salmonidae
Product: ADP-ribose glycohydrolase OARD1
Exons: 5
Coding region: 349-999 (216 amino acids)
Biological process (GO): peptidyl-glutamate ADP-deribosylation
Source: RefSeq, a predicted model, not a curated record